Molecule: messenger RNA, 786 nt
Organism: Periconia digitata
Lineage: Eukaryota; Fungi; Ascomycota; Dothideomycetes; Pleosporales; Periconiaceae
Source: the annotation of a GenBank genome assembly
ACCUACGACCACCUACGACCACCCAAAUUCUAUUAUACAAUGGCGUUUCCUGGAAGGCCGACCAUGCCGGGCAUGGAUCCCACGGCAGGCAUGUCGGAGCAGGAAGCGAUGAUGGUGAAAUAUAUGCAAGCAAGCAUGGAGAGCUGCGCAGGCAAGACGGUCAUGGCCGGCGUGAUGGGUGGUGGUCUGGGAGCCAUGUUUGGUCUGUUUAUGAGUUCGAUGCGUUACGAUACCCCAAUGUCGCAACCACUCCCCGUACAAACUCCUGCCACGGCCUCGACAGCAGCAGCAGCGCAAACUGCGAAGACUGCCGCGACAAGUGCCACUACUCCCGCUGGUACAAGCACAGUAUCCACCGUAGCCUCGACCGUAAAGGCACCUACUUCAGCCGCCCUAUCCUCGUCCGCAUCCACAACCGCAGCCGCCACUGCACCUCUUCCCCCGACACUCUCUCCCACAGCCUCUGUUCCCCUCACAGAUCUUCCAUUACGACAACAGCUCAAAGUCGGUCUCCGUGAUAUGUACCAAUCAUCCAAGUCAUCCGGAAAGAACUUUGCUAAGGUGGGCGCCAUCUUCAGCGGAACCGAGUGUGCGAUCGAGGGUCUACGCGCUAAGAAUGACAUCUGGAAUGGUGUUGCGGGAGGUUGUAUAACGGGCGGUGUGUUGGCUAGAGGUGCGGGUCCUCAGGCUGCGGCUGUUGGAUGUGCAGGCUUUGCGGCGUUCUCGGCCGCCAUUGAAGUGUACAUGAGAAUGCCCGAAGACGAGCGGAGUCGACCAAUCGCGUAA